AUGAUGAGUUACUUUGGUGUAACCUGUGUGUUAGGUUCUGUCUCUUGUUUCUGUGUUCAAGUUUCUUCAAGGAAUAUGAAAGACUUAUUCUUCAAGACACCAUCUAACCUAUUUUUCAACAACAGAAGGACAAAGACAAGUAGUCAGUUCAACGUCGUUUUUUUAGAAUAUCUCUAUUUUUGUAUCACACACCCCUAUCCUAUCAUCGCAAACCAACCCUGUUGUGUAACUACGACUAUCGGUAUUAGUAGUUUAAGAGACAUGUCAGAAACAGUAACUCAAUUUAAAGUAUUGGCUCGAAAGAAUUUACUCAUAAAGAGUAAAUCAAAAUGCGGUAUAUGUUGUGAAAUUGUAUUUCCAAUCAUUUUAGUUGCAUUAUUAUUUGUUUUAUUAGGUAUUAUACAAGCAUUUAAACCAGAUUUUGAUGUUAAACCAAUUAGACCAAUGGGUCAAUUUAUGGGUGGACAACGGUCUUUAUUGUAUGGACCAACACCAUUGACAGCCGAACAAGAUGCCAUUUUACAAAUAGUGAUUGGUAAUACGGCCGCUCAAUUUAAUAUGCAAGCCAACGAAACGGCUGCAUUCUUUUUACCAUUUGAUAGUGUAGAAGCUAUGGACACUCACUUUGCCAACAACUCUGACUCGACUUUUGCAGGUGUUUGGUUUAAUUCAUCGACACCAUCCUCUCCAACCACUCCAUUUGCCUAUUCGUUGCGUUUCGAUUCCGACGAUCUCCCACCAAACGAUGAGAGUUAUACUCGUAAUGAAGACGGUAAGGAUUACACGACCACUGGUUUCCUAUCGGCUCAAUUAGCAUUUGAUAGUGCCAUUCAUCAACACUUUGGUUUAAAUUUCAGUCAAUCGUCACCAGUCAACACACAAAGAUUUACCGAUCCAUUUGACACUAAUUGGCAACGUUGGAAUACCGGUCGUGACGCUAUCUACAAGGAUGCCGGUUCCGUAUUUUACACUGCUGCAUUGUUUAUGUUUGCAUUCAAGAUUAUCACUGAACUCGUCUCUGAAAAGGAAAUGAAAAUUAGAGAAGGUAUGCGUAUGAUGGGUAUGAAUGAAACUGCCUAUUUUACAAGUUGGAUUGCCACCUCUCUCAUCAUUGCCCUUCCCAUCACUAUCCUCAUCAUUAUCGUCGUCAAAGGUUCUGCCAUUGUAUAUCAUACUGGUUGGGGUUCCGUCUUACUCUUAUUCAUCUUUUAUCUAUUUACAUUAUUAUUACUUGGUUUUAUUGCUAGUUUAUUCUUUGAUAGUUCAAGAUUUGCAGGUUUGAUUUCAUAUGGUAUUGCAAUUGGUAUUAAUAUUGCAGGUAUCUUUAUUGCAAAGGCUGAAGUAUCGAAAUAUGUCAAGUUCCUACUCUCCCUCUUGUCUCCCAUCGGUAUGGCUUGUGCUCAUUAUUCAAUGGCCGUUAAAGAUUUGGUUGAUGUUAUGAAUCCACCACCUGAAUAUACAAAUACUGAUGUUGAUGAAAUAAUUGGUAUGAUGAUAUUAGAUAUUGUAUUAUAUGGUAUAAUUUAUUGGUAUUUAAGUAAUGUAGUACCAGGUGAAUUUGGUACAUCCAAACCAUUACUUUUCUUUUUAAAGAAAUCUUAUUGGUUUACACCAGACAAAUCAAAGAAAUCAUUUGAUCUAGAGAACGACACUUUUGGUGCAGACCAAGAUGUUGAACUCAUUCCAAUGGAUCUUCGUAACAAGGUAACCGUUUCCAUUCGUGGUCUCAAAAAAGAUUUUAAUACUGGUAAUGGUAUUAGAACUGCUGUCGAUGGUCUCAACCUUGAAAUGUAUCAAGAUCAAAUUCAUGCAUUUUUAGGUCACAAUGGAGCCGGAAAGUCAACUACUAUUGGUAUGUUGACUGGUUUGAUUCCAUGUACUGACGGUGACGCAUUGGUCAAUGGAUACAGUAUCCAAACACAAAUGGAUCACGUUAGAAGAACUUUGGGUGUUUGUCCACAACAUGAUAUCAUUUGGAAACAAUUGACAGUCUAUGAACAUCUCUGUAUCUAUGCUGGUUUGAAGGGUAUCUCGGGCAAGGAAAUUGAAAAACAAGCUAUUUUCAUGGCCAAGGAAGUUGGUCUUGAAGAAAAGAUGCACGCUCCAUCUGGUUCACUUUCAGGUGGCCAAAAGAGAAAAUUAUGUCUUGGUAUUGCUUUUAUUGGUCGUUCUGAAGUUAUCUUCCUUGAUGAAGUAACAUCAGGUAUGGAUCCAUUAUCAAGACGAGGAGUAUGGGAUUUCUUGUUACGUAAUAAGCAAUCAAGAACCAUUGUAUUGACAACUCAUUUUAUGGAUGAAGCUGAUUUCCUUGGUGACCGUAUUGCAAUCAUUUCACAUGGUAAACUUAGAUGUGACGGUUCCCCACUCUACUUGAAAAAGAAGUUUGGUGUUGGUUAUUUGUUGACAAUGUCCAAGAUUGAAGGAUGUCAAUCACAAUCGGUCAUUGACUUUGUACACCGUUUUAUCCCCGAAGCUGUCGUCUUGUCCGACGCAGGUACUGAACUCAGUGUACGUCUCCCUACAUCAUCGGUCAACCAAUUUGUCCCAUUGUUCCGUGAAAUGGAUCAGCAAAAGGGGUACUUGGGAAUCGGUCAUUACGGUAUCUCUAUUACAACCAUGGAAGAAGUAUUCCUUAGAAUCGGUCAAGAGUCUACUGAAAAUGGACGUCAAUUCAACCUCAACUCUAAUGAAAAUAACAAUGAAGAAGCUGUUCGUCGUGCCAUCUCUAUUUCCUCUGUAGGUGUUAGUUCUAAACAACAAUUACGUGGUUUGUUGAUCAAGCGUCUCCAAGUUACAUUCAAAGACAUCAAGUAUUUCUUCUUGUCUGUUGUAUUACCAAUUUUAGUUAUUGCAGGUUCAAUUGCACUUUACAAGGGUGUCAAUACUGAAAGUUUCUUUAAUGAUGUGGUUACUCCAAUGACCUACUCUAUGACUGCUUUUGGUGCCGACAAUAUUGUCCCAAUUCAAACUGUCAACAACAACAUUGCAUCACUUGACGCAUCACCAUUCUUUGCUCAAUUCAACCAACUCCCAAGCGGUGAGUCAUUCGACGACUACUUGAUCGACACUUAUCAACAAGCUGCUGGUGCACUCAACUUCUCCGCACCCAUUGUCUUGUCCACCACCGAUGCCGUCCCACUCGCCUACACAUUGUACUAUAACCGCGGUUAUCUCCACUCUUCGCCAACCCAUAUGAAUCUUGUCAACGACGCUAUACUCCGCAAGCAAACUGGCGGCACUGGUAUCACACUCGGAUCAAUGCCAUUCCGUCACGUCCGUACAGCCUUUGAAUUGGCCAUGGAAAACGUCAAUAUGAGUGCAAUCAUCUACUUUUCCAUUGUAUUUAUGGCCGGGUACUCUUUAAUGUCUGCUUCGUUUGGUGCACAAAUGUGUGUUGAGCGUGUGUCCAACGUCAAACGUCUCCUCUACAUUUCCGGCUGCAAGAAGCAUAUCUACUGGAUCUCUAGUAUUGUCUGGGACUAUUCCAUCGCUAUCCUCGUCGUCAUCAUCGUGUCUGGUGUGUUGGCCGGCAUCGAACCAAAGUUUAAGGAACAGUUUGGUAUCAUCUUCCUCGCACAACUCUUGUACUCGUUGUCUGGUACUCCAUUGGCCUACCUCUUGUCGUACAAGUUCCAAACAAGCGGUCGUGCCAUCGGAGGUAUUUUCGGUCUCAACAUCAUCGUCGGUUUCAUCUUCCUCAUUGCCAGUCUCAACGUGCGUAUCCAAGCACUCGUCAACACGGACGAAACCAUUGAUUUGGCUGCCGAUAUCGUCGACUAUAUCUUCUUUGCCUUCUCGCCCAUCUACUGUCUCGGCAAGAUCAUGACCAUCAUCCUCGAGUUCCCAGGCUCGCUCCCACUCGGCGUCUACAUGGUCGACAACUUUUGGACCAUCAAGUUGGUCGGCAUCCCAUUCAUCUUCCUCGCCUUCCACACCAUUCUCUGGACCACUCUGAUCAUCGUCGUCGACUACAUCCCCGAGAUCAAGGGUAAGUUCCGUAACCCCAAGGACGUCGCCUCGCCACCCCCACCAGCCGACGAAGACUCUGACGUCACUUCCGAAAGACAACGUCUCCUUGCCCCCAAGUCUGAUGAAAUCCUCCAACUCCGCGACCUCCACAGAAAGUUCCCAGCCGUUGGCAAGAACCCGGAAAAACUCGCCGUCUACAACACCACCCUCGGUAUUCCACGUGGUCAAACAUUCGGUCUCCUAGGAAUGAAUGGCGCAGGAAAAACUAGUACCUUGUCUAUGCUAUCUGGUGAUAUCUACCCUACCUCUGGCUCUGCCUCGAUCAAUGGCUUUGACCUUGUCACUGAGCGUGCCAGUGCACUCAAAUCAAUUGGUAGUUGUCCACAAUUUGACGCUCUCCUCCCACUCUUGAACGCACGUCAACAACUCUCCCUCUACUGUCGUAUCAAGGGUAUUCCAGAACACCAAAUUGAAGAGACCGUCGAAGCAUUCAUCUCCAUGAUGGAUGUCACCGGUAUUGCCAACAGCAAUGUCGGUGGAUACAGUGGUGGUAACAAGAGAAAGAUCUCCCUCUCUAUUGCUAUGCUUGGUAAUCCUUCAGUUGUUUUCCUUGAUGAAGCAAGUACAGGAUGUGAUCCACAAGUUAGAAGAUUCAUGUGGAAUGUAAUUUCAGAACUUGGAAAGAACAAGGUUAUCAUUAUUACAACUCAUUCAAUGGAAGAAUGUGAAGCACUUUGUCAACGUGUAUCUAUUAUGAAGGACGGUAAAUUGAUGUGUUUGGGUUCGAACCAACAUAUCAAGAGCAAGUUUGGUUCUGGUUACUCGAUCGAUAUUAAAUUCAAAAAGGAAUAUGUCGAUACUGGUGUUGAUCUUGUUCGUCAAGCUAUCCCAUCCAUCUCCCUCCUCGAUCGUCACGACCUUAUUGCCAACUUUGAAUUACCAUCACCCAACCAACAAGUAUGGCAAUUAUUCGAUAUCAUCCAACAACAACUCUCUCAUAUUGUCGAUGAUUACUCGGUCUCUCAAACUUCACUCGAACAAGUAUUCUUGAAACUUACUGCUUCCACUUAUGAACAAAGAUUAAAUCAAUUGUCAGAGAGUGCUGGUCCAUCAAACAUGCAAACUCCAAUGCAUUCUUAA
Molecule: messenger RNA, 5109 nt
Organism: Cavenderia fasciculata
Lineage: Eukaryota; Evosea; Eumycetozoa; Acytosteliales; Cavenderiaceae
Gene: abcA5
Product: ABC transporter A family protein
Exons: 11
Coding region: 1-5109 (1702 amino acids)
Biological process (GO): lipid transport; sorocarp morphogenesis; transmembrane transport
Cellular component (GO): membrane; intracellular membrane-bounded organelle
Molecular function (GO): lipid carrier activity; ABC-type transporter activity; ATP binding
Source: RefSeq, a predicted model, not a curated record